Messenger RNA from Pogona vitticeps (central bearded dragon), 2408 nucleotides. The record is from RefSeq and is a predicted model, not a curated record. NCBI's taxonomy places the organism in Eukaryota, Metazoa, Chordata, Lepidosauria, Squamata, Agamidae.
GGGAGAGCAGCACAAGGGGCAGUCCGGGUGGGAAGGAGCACAGCUGGGCUGCUUGGAAGCCGCAUAUGCUAUCUGGAGCUCACUAGAGGCAAAGGGGAAUAUAAAUAUGAGUACGAAAUGGAAAACCUGGUACUUGCCUCUUGCUCAGACAAACUGAUUUCAACACUACUUUUAACUCUUCUGAGCUGUGUCACUUGCGUGCCUCUUGAUGACGAUUCAGUCUGCACAGCAGAAGAGCUGGCGACGUACAGCGUUGUUUUCACAGGGAAAUGGAGCCAAGCAGCUUUCCCCAAGCAGUACCCACUGUACAGGCCUCCAGCGCAAUGGUCAUCCCUUCUAGGCGUGGCCCAUAAUUCUGAUUACAACAUGUGGAAAACAAAUGAGUAUGCCAGUAAUGGUAUGCGCGAGUUUGCUGAAAGAGGUGAACCAUGGGCAUUAAUGAAGGAAGUAGAAGCAGCUGGAGAAAAAAUCCAAAGUGUGCAUGGAAUAUUCUCCACUCCUGCAGUUUCCACUGGCACAGGACAAGCCUCCACUGACUUUGAAGUGCAUUCAAGAUACUCUCUGGUAUCCAUGGCUGUACGAAUUGUGCCCAGCCCUGACUGGUUCGUAGGCAUUGAUAGUUUAAAUUUGUGUGAAAAAGAUCACUGGAAACAGAAGAUAUCAUUGGAACUUUUUCCGUACGAUGCCGGAACUGACAGUGGUUUCACAUUUUCCUCGCCCAACUUUGCCACCAUCCCACAAGAUACUGUCAAAGAGAUCACUUCCUCUUCUCCAAGUCACCCAGCAAACUCAUUUUAUUAUCCAAAGCUUAAAAAUUUACCACCUAUUGCUCGAAUAACCAUGAUAAAACUUAAAAGAAGCAAACUCGGCUUUCCUGUUCCUCAAAGCAAUGGGACAGCAAUAGGUAACGAAAUAGAUGAUUCUGUCUCAGAAACUCCGUUGGACUGUGAGAUCUCCCUCUGGUCUCCUUGGGGCCUUUGUAAAGGAAAGUGUGGGCGUUUAGGGAGCAAAACAAGAACUCGGUAUGUACGCCUUCAGCCUGCCAAUAAUGGGACUCCCUGCCCAAGCCUGCAAGAAGAAGCAGAAUGCGAACCAGAUAAUUGUGUCUGAAAUUAUUCUUUUGCACAAUUGUUUAGCUAAUUUAAACACAGAAGAUACUCAGUUAAUAUUGUCUGUGCCUGUUCACAUUCUUUAUAGUUCAGGAUAGUUGUAAUUUUUCCUUUGAUUGUGAUUAUUAUUAAUAUUAAUAUUAUUUCAUAAUUGGAUAGCUAGUUCUACUUGCUUUCUGCAAGGAAACAUCUGAUUGUGAAUUCCUGCAGCACCCCCUGGUGGCAGAAAAACGCUACCUUGUAUUUUGGUGGUCAGUCGUCUAUACUUGUAAAAAAGCUACCCCAUUCUUAAAGAUUUGGAAUGCGCUGUUUGAAAAAGUGUUUCUCCUGUGUGUCUCUAAAAUAUUUUGCUAGAUUGCGUUGGCACUUUCCAAACAUUUAACACAAGAGAAUGUACUUCGGAGAAAAACAGAAACAAAGCUCUACGAAUUUGGAAGCACAGUGGAGAAUAAAAUACAAAUAUUAGGGUAGCCGACAAAAAGCAGAAGAGACCAUAACUGUGUGUUUUGAAACAAAGCUCCACAAAAUGAUUACCUAUCCUUCAAAAUAAUUCUCCUUUUUUAGCCCUAUUCAGGGAUUACAUAUCUGUUUACAUUCAGCGCAGAUACAAGGGGAACACUCUAGCCUGUGUUUCUGUCCGACAUGUAGGAAGCAACAAGUCUGGAAAUGCAAGGAGCUUUCGCUAUCUGUGGGGAGCUCCCAUAUGAGUCAGGACGUCGGCAGGAUAUGCCUCCCCUUUUCUAUAACCAUGGGUUCUUGUGACCCAUAAGAUGGUGACAAAACCAGAAGGAGGACGUGGAGCCAGAGUGGUUCCCUCUAUCAAUGGUGUCUUCAAACAGAUAUACAACACCUGAAUUUUGUCAGUACUGAAUCUACUGCCUGCAAAUAUUUUUAAUAUUAUAAAAGGAACAGGUCUUUAUUGCCAUUCUCUUUACAAGAUGCCUGAUUCUAUAAUACGUCACUCAUUUUUUUCUCUGUCUGAUCCAAAAACUGUAGGCUUUUUAGAUUUGGAAAGUGCUCCAAAACUCUUAACAAUUUGUCUGCCCUUUCCAGAAUACACCCUUUCAAUGUAGAAGGACUCAGGCUCAAUCCCUAGCAUCUCUGUUUUGAAAUGUCAAAAGAGCUCAGCUGAUACCAUGUUUCUUCUGUUUGAAACCACAGAUCUCAGUGUUGUUCAGAUUAGAAAAAGUGGUCAAGAUGGACAAACUGUCUCAUGUGAUAUAUGUGUUUCCUGUGUAAACAUCCUGUACCCUAGCUCCUUUAGUUUGCAGCACUCUUCAUUCCAAACAGAAAGAAUCA